This is a messenger RNA of Aureococcus anophagefferens, 1527 nucleotides long. RefSeq lists its product as hypothetical. NCBI's taxonomy places the organism in Eukaryota, Pelagophyceae, Pelagomonadales, Pelagomonadaceae. The annotation marks the transcript as partial. The transcript has 3 exons. The record is from RefSeq and is a predicted model, not a curated record.
CCUUGCGUCUCGGCCGCCCACCGCAAGCUCUGCCUUCGGGUGUCCGCCCGCGCCCACGAUGCCGCGCCUCCCGAAGACGGCGACGUCUAUGGAGGACGGCGAGCCGAGCCUGGGCCGCUUCGUCGUCGACGCCAACGCGGGGGGCGAGGGCAUGGUCGUCGAGGUCAAGGUCGGCGGCUGGCGCGUGCUCCUGUCCGCCGACGGGUCGCGGUCGUCGAAGCGGAGCGCGGCCCUCGAGUACGUCGCGGACCGGGAGCCGCCGGAGGAGUUGGUGGGGCGGUGCGCCGCGCUCGGCGUCGCGUUCAGCCCCUACGUCGGCGAGCGGCGCGUCGUCGCGCGGACGCGCCGCUCCGAGGACGGCGACACGGCCGCGCCGCGCCCCCCCGCGGGCCGCGAGCACCGGGGCCGGUCGUCGGCCGGCGGCGCGAAGACGCCGGCGCCGGCCGUCGGCGAGGUCCUCGGCGCGCUCGACGGCGACGCGUGGCGCCGCGGCGUCGUCGUCGGCGUCGAGAGGGCCAUGGAUGCGCUGGCGGACCACGUGCUCGUCGUCGACUACGAGGGCGGCGCCGACGUCGUCCGCGAGCCCUGGCCGCCCGCGGGCGAGCGGCGGCUCUACCGCGCGGCGCAGAGCGACCGCGUGCCCCGCGCGCUCGCGAAGCCGCCCAAGGCCCUCGUCGGCUUCGGCUACCGCGCGGCGGACGGGGCGUUGGCCCACGUCGUCGGCUUCCGCCUCCACGACGGCGACGCGCUCCUCGUCGAGCUCCGCGGCGCCGCGCGCCUCGUCCCGCUCGCCGACGUCCGCGCGGCGAUGAUCGCGGACGAGGAGUCGGUCUUCGGCCGCGUCGCCAAGGCCCAGCGCCGGGCCGCCGCGCCCAAGCUCCCCGCGCGCAAGUCCGACAGCCCGACGCCCAAGCGCAAGCGCGGCGCCGAGCCCGACGACGACUCGGACGCCGACGGCUCGGACGACGCCGCGGACGACGCCGCGCCCGCCGCCGCGCCGGGCCUCCCCAUGCACGCGCUCCUCUUCUCCCCCUUGGGCGUCGACGGCCGGCGCUGGCCCGUGUGCCUGCUCAUGCUCGCCAUGGGCAGCCUCCAGGCGUCGGGCUGGAUGGUCUUCUCAGCAUCCGACGCGGCGUCGCGCGCGGCCUUUGGGCUGGGCUCCGACGGGUCCCUGGUCCUCGACUGGUUCAUGAACGUGGGCACGAUCUGCUUCGUCCUCGCGCUGCCGCUCUUCGGGAAGCUCCUGCGCCGCCUCGGGCCGACGCGGGGCCCGCACGCGGCGGUGUCGGUCGCGGGCUGGCACGGCGCCGCGUUAAGCUCGGCCCUCCGCUGCGUCGCCGUCUACGCGCGGGGCGCGCCCUGGGCCGUGCCGCUCGCCUUCGUCGCCUGCGCCGUCAACGGCGCCGUCGCCCCGGGCUUCUAUUACGGCUCGGCCGUCGCGGAGGUCUGGUUCCCGGAGACCGAGCGGUUCCUCGCGCUGGCGAUCCUCGCGAUCCCGGGCACCGUGGGCCCGCUGCUCGCCUUCGG